Molecule: messenger RNA, 3144 nt
Organism: Macrosteles quadrilineatus (aster leafhopper)
Lineage: Eukaryota; Metazoa; Arthropoda; Insecta; Hemiptera; Cicadellidae
Gene: Vav
Product: protein vav
Exons: 19
Coding region: 143-2794 (883 amino acids)
Biological process (GO): regulation of GTPase activity; cell migration
Cellular component (GO): cytoplasm
Molecular function (GO): guanyl-nucleotide exchange factor activity; protein binding
Source: RefSeq, a predicted model, not a curated record
GCAGAUAGUCCAUUGAUUGUUUUUGUUGACAAGUUCUCUUGUCUGUCGAUUCCUUAGGAAAAUGUCUUUUACACAAUUUUGUCAAUUAAUAUAGACUACUAACUAGAAUUACGUCCAUUUCUAGUUAGGGUACUUUGUGGAAAUGGCUUCAAUAGAGGUGUGGAGGGAAUGUGCUAGCUGGUUAACCAAAUGUGGUGUUUUAAGACCCGAUCAUAAAGCAAACUGGCCUGACGCCUCUCUGUCAGAUUUGGCAUAUACUCUCAGAGAUGGUGUUUUACUUUGUAACUUAUUAAAUUCCAUAGAAAAAGGCUGUGUUGAUAUGAAGGAUGUCAACCAGAAACCUCAAAUGGCUCAGUUUUUGUGCCUACGGAACAUCAAAACCUUCCUCCAGGUGUGCCAAGAUGUGUUUGGGCUUAAAGAAAGUGACCUUUUCGAACCCUCCAUGCUUUUUGAUCUCACUGACUUUUACGGAGUUCUCUACACACUGUCAAAACUUUCCAACUGCCCAAAAGUGCUCAAGAAAAACAUUCACGGGUUCUCCAUUCACAGAUCCAGGACCUCCUCUCAAGAAGACAUUUACAGGAAUCUCAAUGCUAGCUGUGGCAGCACUGCCCAAAGUCCCGUUGACCCGACGUGGCUGCAGUUCACCAUCAAGAGUCCACAGCUUGAUGACCUUGAGGAGGACGUCUACGAGAACUUAUGUUACGUCACGUUUUCCUCGGAGGUAUUGCCUCCAGUUGAAGUAUUGUCUGUUUUCGUUUGCUUUUUCCGUCAGCACAGCACAUCAACUAGGGAUUGCAACGAAGAGGUGACGACGCUCGAUGUUCGGACGCCGCUCGGCGAACACGUAGAGUACUCACACUACGACGCUCACACACGCAAUGAGGAGAUAUACCAGGACCUGUGUUCCAUUGAUAAAAAAUGUACCGUAGCCACACAGCCGAUGACAAGUCAUAGUUUGGAGAAGCGGGAUUACGUGAUCAAUGAGCUUGUGGAGACGGAGAAAAACUAUGUGGACGUGUUGGUAACACUGCAGCGUAGCUUCAUGCGGCCACUCAGUACCCUCCUCGAGGAUCAUGACUACAGGACGAUCUUCAUGUGGAUAAAAGAACUGAGCGAGAUCCAUUCCGGGUUCCACUCCCAGCUACGCAAGGUUGUUGCACCAGGCAGCUGCGCUAGACUGAGUGAAGUUUUCCUCAACUGGAGGGAGAAGUUCCUCGUCUACGGAGACUACUGUGCCAACCUACCCGAUGCUCAGUCUCGGAUAAGCGACCUCUGCGCUCACAGCGACUCGGUCAACCAGGAGGUCAUUAGGUGUCAACAAGAAGCAAAUAAUGGAAAAUUUAUGCUACGGGAUAUUUUGACAGUUCCGAUGCAGCGGAUACUGAAAUACCCACUGUUAUUGGAGAAACUAAUAUCCGAGACACAACCCAACCAUGAAGACUACAGAGGUCUGGAGAGGGCCAAGGAAGCUAUGAAGGAUGUGGCUCAAUACAGCAAUGAGGUGAAAAGGGACAGUGAAACCCUGCACAUCAUGAAGAAAAUACAGGAGAGUAUAUCAGACUGGGACAUGCCUGAAAAUACAGAGCUGAAGGAUUACGGUAGGCUAAUAAAGGACGGAUGGUUGCGGAUAAAAGCUCACAACGAUCAAAAAGUCAAAGUCAGAUAUGUUUUUAUUUUCGACCAAGUCAUGCUGAUGUGCAAGGCUUUAAAGGGAGACCAGUACAGCUACAAAGAGUCUCUGCUGUUGUGUCAAUACAAGGUGGAGGAUGUGAGCGCUCGACGGACACUACAGCGCGACUCUCGCUGGAACUACCAGUGGUACUUGGUGCGCAAGAGUGAGCGCACUGCGUACACCAUGUACGCGCGGCUCGAGGAGGAGAAGCGGCUUUGGAUAAAAGCCAUACAGGACGCACUAGACAACAUUGAGCCGUCAGUCUGUCGCAAUACUGAUCACAAGUUUCUGAUGUACACAUUCGAGAAACCUUCCACAUGUAGUCAUUGUAGCAAACUGCUUAAAGGCAGAAUAUUCCAGGGUUACAGAUGUGAUAGGUGCUUCAUCGGAGUACACAAGACUUGUAUCCCAUACUCGGGCCGCUGCGGGGCUAAACUUCCUCCCGAGCUACCCCCUCGCCCCCCGCUGGCUACCACCCCCACCGAACUUGUACCUAGUCAGCCUGUACAGCCAGUACCUCCCAUGCCUACAGACUGGACUGAGAGAGGCAGAUCGUGGACGGACCACCAGUCAUUACGAGAAUACCUUUGGUUCGUAGGAGAGAUGGGCCGAGACAGAGCCACCAGUCUGCUCGAGAGACAAAUGGACGGGACCUAUCUGCUGAGGAUUCGACCUCAGGGGCCGACACAUCCCAAUGAAACUGUUUACGCUCUCAGUCUCAAGACGGAUGACAAGGUUAAGCACAUGAAGGUGUACGAGAGAGACAUGGAAGGGUCACAACACUACUACCUCUCAGAGUCCAGGUUCUUCCGCACUCUGGUGGAGUUGAUAUCUUGCUACGAACACACCAGCCUGGGCGAGAACUUUAUAGGACUGAAUGUUCGGCUAAAGUGGCCGUUCCGCAGGAUAGUGGCAGUGGCAGACUUUGACUUCAACCCCACAGAGGGGCCUGAGGGAGCCAACCAGCUGCCACUGAGGAAGGGCUGCCAAGUCAUAGUGCUCAGCAAGGAGGGUGACCACAAGGGCUGGUGGAAGGGCAAGAUCCAGGACAAGGUGGGUUUCUUUCCCAAAGUGUAUGUCCGGGAGAUUUCCAACAACUUCAAUGUGGAUCUGAACUGAACCAUCUCUGUCUACCGCUUACCAGUUUACGUAUAGUCUGUGAUAAGUAGCCAAGUUAUAUUAUAUUUUCUCCUUAAACAAUUACAACGCAUAUAUUUUUAUUAUUUUUUGUGAACGCAUUGUUAUGUGAAUGUCCUGAAAUGUUCUAUAAUGUAAUGUUAGUAUUAAUAGAAGACUUAUUUUAGACAUUUUUAUUGAUAUGGUGUUAUCAAUGUUGAAAUUUUACUCUUAACGAUGUUAAGCUUGUUAUUGUAUCGCAAUAUAAUGUACAAUUAAUGCAAUGCUCAUAGAAAUGUAUAUUUGAAUAAUUUGCUUAUACACGAAAUGUUUUUGAGAUAUAAAUAUGUUGA